AAAAUGGAUGCAAAUGCAACGAUUACAGGCGAUGUGGAUAAAACGAAGAUACCGCCUCUUAACCAAAAACGGAUACUGGCGUUUGUCAACCACUUCCUAAUCAGCACCUGCACCUUUCUCAAUGAGUUUGCUUUGGGCUGUGAAACGAAGUUUGUUGAAAUGGAGAGGCAAUUACAAAAGACGGAGGCUUCUUUGGUAAUUUUGGAAGCAAAGCUGGCAUCCAUUCCCACCGACAGCGAAAUUGUCGGUGACACAAACAGCCCAGCAAAACCCCUGCAAGCCACUACCGAGAUUGAUGAAGCCCCAACGCCUGCCGUCGAAGAACCACCUGUUCCUGAGCCCGAGCUGGAGCCGGAAACUGAGCAGGAGCCCGAGCUGGCGGGGGUGCGGACCUGCGAGGAUAUUCGUUAUAGGAAAUUCUUCAAGAUGCUACAUUUUGGAGUGCCGGCACAGGCUGUCAAGCAGAAAAUGAAAUCCGAAGGCUUGGAUUCACAGCUCCUGGAUACACCCGAUCGAAUUCUGGAAGAUGGUGUCCGUGAGUAGCCAGAGAACUGAAGAACCAGCAGCACAGGACGCUUUGUGAUAUAGCAAUUAUUGCUACAUUUGUAGAUUAAACAUUUUUCUAAAGCUUACGUCUACAA
This is a messenger RNA of Drosophila persimilis, 641 nucleotides long. RefSeq names its product WASH complex subunit 3 (gene CCDC53). Gene Ontology annotation, cellular component: WASH complex. Gene Ontology annotation, biological process: exocytosis; actin filament polymerization. The coding region runs from base 4 to 543 and encodes 179 amino acids. NCBI's taxonomy places the organism in Eukaryota, Metazoa, Arthropoda, Insecta, Diptera, Drosophilidae. The transcript is spliced from 3 exons. The record is from RefSeq and is a predicted model, not a curated record.